This is a messenger RNA of Fonsecaea monophora, 2433 nucleotides long. RefSeq lists its product as hypothetical. Gene Ontology annotation, biological process: regulation of DNA-templated transcription; DNA-templated transcription. The transcript is spliced from 2 exons. The record is from RefSeq and is a predicted model, not a curated record. Lineage: Eukaryota; Fungi; Ascomycota; Eurotiomycetes; Chaetothyriales; Herpotrichiellaceae. Gene Ontology annotation, cellular component: nucleus. Gene Ontology annotation, molecular function: transcription cis-regulatory region binding; zinc ion binding; DNA-binding transcription factor activity, RNA polymerase II-specific. The coding region runs from base 1 to 2433 and encodes 810 amino acids.
AUGGCGACCGCAGCGUGGACAAUACCAAUCCAAACCCUCAUCGGCCUGGAAAUUGGCGACGAUUUCAACCUGGCUUCUACAUCUGCCGCGAGCCCGGGCGAUGGCCCUGGUACGGCCUAUACCAGUCCGACUCAGAGCCACAAGAGAAAUGCCUCCAUUGCAGGCUUCGACAGCUCCCCCGCGAGCCUUGAGUCACCAGAUCACAAUGGUGAUGAACACAUGCGUGAUGGCAGGCGGAGGCCGGUGAAAAGAGCUUGCAAUGAGUGUCGGCAGCAGAAGGACACCACCUCAUGCCUGAAGUGGUGCGACCGACUUUUCCGCUGCCCCUCGUGGACUGUGCGUCGAAUCACUGUGGUGGUUGUGCCGAGCCCUCACGAUCUCUUCUCCAGUCCAUGUGGCUUCUGUGCUAACAGUGUUUCUCUGCAGCUGCGAUGCGAUGUCGUUCAGGAACCUUUCCAGACGUGUACCCGUUGUAAGCGACUCAAUCUCGACUGCAAAAUCGAGGACAAUUUCAAGAGGAUUGGCAAGAGAUCACGAAAUGCAGAAAUGGAACGCGAGAUCAUCGAGCUGCGCAAGCAGGUGGCUGCACAAAAGCAUACCGCAGGUGUGGCAAACGGUUCGCACACAAAUGGAGGUGCCAAUCUGCAGGUAUCACCCUCAGCAGACGGGACCUUCACUUCAGAUGCUGCCGCCGCAGGGUUACUUGACUUGAGAGGUGGUGGUUCAGGCAGACCCAUCUUCACACGGUUGGAAGAGGUGUCCCUGACCAUCGACCGGGCGCAGGAGCUCUUUCAACGUUUCUUCACGUUUCAUCACCCUUUUCUUCCCUUUCUCAACCCCGAUAGAACCCCCGAAGAAUACUACGCUCGAUCACCUUUGCUGUUUUGGACAAUUAUUUCAGUGGGUGCUCGGCACUACACCCCAGAGCCAGACCUUUAUGGCUCCCUGACUGGACCGGUGAUGCGGCUUGUCUGGUCGUUUAUCGCAGAUGUACCUCAAAACUAUCAUAUUGUUAAGGCCCUCAUCUUACUCUGUGCUUGGCCUCUGCCCACCAGCAGCACCUCGACAGACCCAACCUUCAUGCUCUGUGGAAUGAUGAUGCAGAUUGCCUUACAAAUCGGUCUACAUCGUCCAACGCAUGCUCAAGACUUCUCCAAAUUUCGGGUGGAACUUCGAGAAGUGGAACUACAAGAUCGAGUGGUGGUUUGGAGUGUGUGCAACAUUGUCGCUCAGAGAAUAUGUACGGCAUAUGGGCAGCCACCUCUCAGUAUUUACGAUUGGACUCUUGGACCUAAACCGAUUGAGACCAACCCAAACUACGAACUGCCAGCUCCCAUCUUCAAUCGGUUGCUGAUCGAAAAAUUUGUGGACAAGGUCUCCAGGACGCUUUACAUGAAUCCCCACGAUCCCGUUGGGCUUGCCACUGAUACGGAGCGCCCUACCUACGUUUCGUUUCUCGCACAUGAGCUGGAGGAACUUGAGGACAGGUUACGGAAGGAUACGUCACCAAUAACCAAGGUAUACCUCAAGGCAGCCGCUCUGCAUAUGAGAUUGAGUGCCUUUUUCUCACCGUCCUCGCUGCCUUCAUACCGGACCGACAUGUUAAAGCUAUACUAUGCCACGACUGACUUCCUUGAGACGUGUCUCAGCCUAGAGUCCAACGUCAGUGUGAACCUACCUUCAAGCUACUCACACGGCUUAUCGCUGUCGCAUGCAACGAACUACAUAUUCCACAUGAUGCUCGGCGCUGGCUUUUCCCUUCUCAAACUCAUGCACAACUUUCUGGGCGAACACGAACUCGAUACCAAAGGAGCAUCUGAACUCCUCUCGAGAACGGUGUGGGCGCUACGAAAUAUGAGUGUGGUGGAGAACGAUCUUGCAGAGCGCCUGUCGGAGGUUUUGGCCCAAGUCUGGAAAAGUGGAAGAGUUCGCGCAGAGCCGAAUCGCAACAACAUUGGCGAGGGCGGCCCCGAUGACAGUCUGCAACUCAAGGUCAAGUGUCGAAUGUCCAUGUCUGUGGUGUUUGAUUCGGUGUGGCAGUGGCGGCAAAACUUUCAUUUCCGAGGGGGAAAACCUUCUGAUAGUACGGGUAACCCUAGUUCAUUCGAGGGUGAUGCUGACCGAGCGGCAGUGAGGCAGCGAAAUCCCACCCUCGAGCAACCCGACAAUCAGAUCAUCAUACCGGCAUCAAGUUUGGACUCGAAGCCUACGGUAAACGACCCCAUGUUGGCGAACUCCACCAUUGUGCCUGGUAUGGCUGGGAUGGCUACUGGAAUGGUCGACGACGCCGGGAUGGACUUUGGCGAGGCAAGCUACGAUGUCUUUGAUCCGUUAAACUGGAUGCUGGACGGUAUAGUGGAUUUUCCCUAUAAUUUCAACAGCGUGCAGGGGAGUGAUCUGACGGGCGGGGAUGCACUUGGGGGAGGAUUGUAA